AUGGCAGCCACCAUCGACGUGAAGAUGCCUAUUCUUCCAGAGAGCCAGCAGCUAGGCAAAGUCAACUGGUUUGACUGGAAAGGCAAGAUUAUCACCAUAAUUUCACCCUUAGGUGCAGAUCCAGGUGACAUUGCACUUGCCAUAGCAGAGCAGCAGCAGUGA
This is a messenger RNA of Laetiporus sulphureus 93-53, 162 nucleotides long. RefSeq lists its product as uncharacterized. Bases 1 to 162 code for a protein of 53 amino acids. The record is from RefSeq and is a predicted model, not a curated record. Lineage: Eukaryota; Fungi; Basidiomycota; Agaricomycetes; Polyporales; Laetiporaceae. The transcript is spliced from 2 exons.